Molecule: messenger RNA, 1014 nt
Organism: Lathyrus oleraceus (garden pea)
Lineage: Eukaryota; Viridiplantae; Streptophyta; Magnoliopsida; Fabales; Fabaceae
Exons: 2
Coding region: 1-1014 (337 amino acids)
Source: RefSeq, a predicted model, not a curated record
AUGUCUCAACCUUCUAUCUCAACUCCUAGCAACCACACCAAGGAGCAAUCGAACCCUAAAAAUGUUGGUAUUGAGAUAUAUCUCUCUGAUGUCAUUACCGAUGUCGUUCCCUUCGCGAUGGUUCUUGGCCAUGCAACCCCUAUAAGGAAGGCUAGAUCAUAUGCUUCCAGAAAAUCCAAGCCCUCUAAAGUAAGUACUUAUUUCUCUCCAUCCAUGGCUGCUAGAAAUGUAAAAAUUCUAGAACCCUCUACUGCUAUAAAGAAACCCCAUUCUAUGACUAGCCUGUACCUUUAUCCCAUUAAUGUCGAACCUAAUAUUGGUUCUUCUAAAGAAUGUCUUGUUAUGCCAAAUGUUAAGAAAGAUGUUAAAGCUUAUAGAACUAGUAAUAUACCUAGGGCCCAACCUGAUAACACUACUGAAACCCCUAUGGAUAAAUCUGAUGUCAAUGUGUCUACUCAAUCUCCUGAAAAAUCGAAAGACAAAGAGGAGUCUGAUGGGAUUCCUGGUGGUCUGGAUGAAAAAGAAGGAAACUCCAUCGAUAAAAAUGAUCAAUCUACUAACAUAGUGAAUAUAGAGGAUCUGGACUCUAAUCAUGUGCCUAUUGGUCAAAGACUGGCUCCAAGAAUAGCUAAAAUGUUGAAGAACAAAAAAGGUCAAGCUAUUGAAUCCUCUAGCACGCCCUGUAAAUCUCUCAGGAGAAGAACUAGUGUUGGCCCUACAAAAAGACAGAGCAAGGUUAUUACUCCUGUCUCCCAGAAGAAAUCUCUUAAGAGGAAGGAAAUUCCUUCUGAGUCUAGUGAAUCUGACCAUGAUGUUGAACACAAUGUUCAGGAUAUCAUUUCUACUGCCAGAAAGCAAGCUUCUAGGAAGAAGAUUCCGACAAAUAUUCCUGAAGUUCAAAUUGACAACAUUUCCUUUCACUCUAUGGAGAAUGUAGAAAAAUGGAAGUUGGUUUAUCAAACAAGACUAGCAUUAGAAAGAGAACAGGGCAAAAAUGCUUUUGAAUGCAAAUAG